UGAAAAGUAAAUGCAAAAAUUACUUAAUUCCUUUGAACAUCUAACAUAACUAAAAAACGUGAAUUUUUAAAUUAAACUGUCUUGAAGUAACUUAAUAAAAAAUGAAUUUCGGCCCACCUCCGCCCCGAGAUGCAAAUACAAAAGCCCAAUUCUUCGAAAAUCCCGAUUUGGAUUCCUUGGCAAAACACUUUAUCGGUAACAUGCAACGAUAUCGCGAAAAUGUUGUAGUCCCAAAGAGUAAUGGACCUGUUCAGAUUAAAACUAAUGAAGAAAAAAUGAUUGAAAAAGCCGUUGAGAGCUGUACGUUUAAGUCCAUAACAUCGUGUGUAAUGGGUUACGGCUUGGGAGCUGCUAUUGGUCUAUUCACAGCAUCUGUUAAUCCUAAUAUGAUGGACCCCUUGGCAAAUGAUCGUAAACAGACGGCUCGUGAAAUUUUUAGAGAAAUGCGGGCUACAACACAUUCUUAUGCUAAAAAUUUCGCUUUAAUUGGCUGCGUAUUUUCAGCAGUUGAAUGUGCCAUCGAAAGUGAAAGGGGAGUAACUGACUGGCGGAAUGGCACUUACGCCGGUGCAGUAACAGGUGGUCUGAUUGGCUUAAGAGCAGGCGUUAAGGCUGGCAUUAUUGGUGCUGCUGGUUUUGCAGCCUUCUCAACAGCAAUUGAUUAUUAUAUGCGAGGCAGAUAAAAUAUAGAAUUUUAUUAUUAUUUAGUUUGUAUAUUGCUAGUAAGAUUUUGUUACAGCUAACUGAUUGCAAAUACAUUUUUAAGUUCAA
Stomoxys calcitrans (stable fly) is the source of this 771-nucleotide messenger RNA. Its product is annotated as mitochondrial import inner membrane translocase subunit Tim22. The record is from RefSeq and is a predicted model, not a curated record. Gene Ontology annotation, biological process: protein insertion into mitochondrial inner membrane. Gene Ontology annotation, molecular function: transmembrane protein transporter activity. The transcript is spliced from 4 exons. Lineage: Eukaryota; Metazoa; Arthropoda; Insecta; Diptera; Muscidae. Gene Ontology annotation, cellular component: TIM22 mitochondrial import inner membrane insertion complex. The coding region runs from base 102 to 683 and encodes 193 amino acids.